Messenger RNA from Porites lobata, 9418 nucleotides. Lineage: Eukaryota; Metazoa; Cnidaria; Anthozoa; Scleractinia; Poritidae. The record is from the annotation of a GenBank genome assembly.
UUUCUGUGGAGCUCAGCUGGCGAACAAAAUGUUGGCCCAUGGUUCAUUGUAUUGGUGUAUCUUCUUCCUCGUUUUACAGUCAAGGAUACCUUCGUCAUAUCCAGUGAAAUGUUCCAAGCUGCUCAAUAUCUUUGCAAACGCAGUUUCGAACUACACUUACUGUGCUGUGAGCAACUCUCGGCCGUUUCGUUUUUGUUGUCACUGCAAGGAUUUAUACGUUGAAGCUCUAAACGGGCACAACAAUAUUGUACUAGACAAAAACUGCAGCAGAGAGUUGAUCUUUGCCGAAAAACACCAGCUGGUAGAAUAUGCCUAUGAUUUUACGGUGGAUAUUUGGAAGAAGUCCAAUUGUCCAGGUAAUAUUAUUCUACAUCUGUUCACAUGAUGAUCGAACCUUCGAUGUGUGGAUUAGGCUAAGUUAUGAUGUACAUAAAAUGUCUUCUCAGGUUAAAGCAUAAUUUCAUUUGUCUCCUAUGAUCAAUUUAGGCUGGAGGAAAAAAAAGAAAUUCUGAAUACUCAAACUACAAUCACAGACAAAAGUAGUUGGGAAGGUUGUACAACUUAACAGUAGUCCAUUUCAAUCCUGAAAAAAGAGAGUUUUCUCUUACAUUAACGUUUUGAUCAACAUUGGGCCAGGGGCGGGGGGAGGAAGGAAAAGAAGAGGUAAAAAAGGCGACCUUCCCAACACUUUUGACGAUGAUUGUAUGGCCAGAAGAUAGGGUAGGGUUUUUGAGGGUCUUGAACUCCGGCGACAGUACUCGACCAAUAUUUGGUUAUAGGUGAGCCACUGAGGGUUUGAAACCCAUGACCCUGUUUAGGACAAAAAUUCCUAAAAUACAUACCCUGUUAAAAUGCACAUCAUCUUGUUUUAAAGCCAUUUAUUAGCACUUGCCAUAGAGCAAAUUCACAUUGUAGUCAUUGCUUCAGUAUACUUGGAGUACAAACAUAAAUCAAAUUCAUGGUGCAGGCAAUAGCCUGUGUAGUUGGUGGGAUUCUUGUGCCGGAGGCACUUUCUUGGCAUUGGAGUCACCACGUAAAGCAAGCAGCAAAGCUGCGAAGGUAAAUCUUCCCUGCCAAUGCGGCCCACUUUUGUCACCUUGAUUGGAUCCAUUUGAUUACUCAAUCAGAAAAAGUGGUGAAAUACAAAACUGACCUGCAAAUGUGGCAGGCCAAGCAUAACAGUCAAGUCAUGGACAAGACAACUACAUGUUGCAAGUUAUUCAGGAUCCAGGCAGGGUAUUCUGCAGUUACUCCAAACUUGAGAAACUAAAACCUGGUCAUUUAGCCACAAUAAAAAGCUUCAUGCUUCUAAAGAGGUCAAAAAAUUCCCUAAACUGCUUCAGAGUCAAAUUCUGUCUGAGACAAAAUACAUAUGAAAUCAAUACACAGGAAACACAUCAGCUUAUGACCCCUCAAUCAGCAAAGGUAACAUUUGCUCAGUCAAAACCAAGAAUCCUCCACAGCAUUCUCCACCCACUUUUUGAAAGUGCCAGUUUUAAAUGAUCAAGCACUCUUUUUAUGUUGAGCUCAGAUGGAUCAGGGAGUUUGCACUGCAUGACAAAAGGCAAUGUUGUCUGAUGCGCUUUUGUUAUAGAGCCAGUUUCCUGUCAUAAAACAAGAUUAGUUUGAGCCCUUUCUGAGUAAAGUAUAGCAGAAGACAUGCCUUAAAUUUUGAGAUCUAUUUCCCUCAAAAAAAAGUCUUUUGAGGAUUUCAUUAAACAAUAAAUCUUAUUGUGGAGUGGAGCCUUUUAGCUUGCUCAAUUCUUUUUCAUUUCCACUUGAACUCACUAACUUUCCCUUGGGAGGGACUAGAGAUUUACAUUAGCAUUUGACUGAUGUGUGAUCACCUCUCAGCCAAUCAGAAACUCCUGUAUGCCUGGUUGUCGAAUUAUUCAAAAUACCCAAGAAUUAGGGUAGGCAGGAUUUCAAUUUAUUUGACUAGCUCCCAAUCUUGUGGCCACGCUGCCAAAAAACUGCAGCACUCCCUCUAAUCCUGCCAACUGCGCAGGCUAUGCAGGCAAUACCCUGUUGACAGACUCGCACGAAAUUAAGUGCCUUUCUAGGACAGACUCACAUGAAAUUAUAUACCAUGUUUAGGACACAGGUCAAAAACCAUUUCCUGUUCAGUGGCAUAGCCCCAAAUAGGGCGUGAAAAUAUGAUGUGUAGUGGAGUAUUUUUGACAAAAUUUGAUUUGCUUGAUAUUUUGAAGCUACACUGUGUUGAGUAUUUUAUAUAAGGUUUUGGCAAUUUUUUUUUUCAGAAGAUAUUGAACAUGAUGUUGGAAAUAUCUCUCUUAUCUAUUCUAGAUUGCUUUAAUAGUGACAAAGAAGGGAGACCAACUGCAGUAAAAUCAGAAAUCAAGGAGUUCUUUAAAAAGUUGGAUGAAGUUGAGCACUGCUUUUAUAACAAUUCUCAGGUACUGUAUACCUAUGUGUACAAUUCGGCUGACAUGCCCUGUAAAAGAAGGAAAUCAUUGCCUCUAUAAGAAUAUUUAUUUAUUAUAAUUAUAUAGCUACAAUAGAAUGCAUGCUCUGAUUGACUGCAGAGCAGGUAAGUUUUCCUUGUGAGGAUGACGGGCAUUAUUCUAGCUUGGUGUCCAAGGCAUUUACAAUCUGCGUUUAACUUGAUAGUGGGCAUCCAUGUUAUGGUCAAUUGACAGCUUUCAAAAAAGGGUAUCCACUGACCAGUGUCACAUGACUGUAUCACGGGCUCAAGUGUACAACUCAUUGAGGCGGCAUGUUUUUUUAAAGUUAUCUGCUGACCAGGUAUUGGUUUUAAUUGAUCGCAGGCUCAAUACUUCCGGUGUUUUAUAUUAAUGGAGCUAAAAAGGACAUAUGAUAAAUGACAUUAACCUCUUCCGUUCAGUCAUUACGGGGAAAUCUUACACCUCAGCCCUGAUGUAUUGACCGAGCGGUAGGGCUUUAGUCUGAGAUUUCCCUGUAAUGACCUCACUCUUGGUUAAUAAUAGAAGUGGUAUAUAUUGAAAUUUUAGCACAUUGCGAACAUUUCCUAGAGAUCAGUGAUUUAUUGCCAUCAAAUAAUUGCUAUCUUAUUUUGUUUCCUACUGUAUGUCAGGUGAAUUGUGGGAACAAAAAUUGAGAAUGGCAGCCACUUUCUCUGUAACACAAAUUUAACCACAUUUUUGUGCAAGCUACUUGCCUUAUUUUCACACUAAAUGAAAUUAUACACAUCCUCCCUGUCCCUUAAAUUGAAUCCUGGUUUCUGGGUUAUACAAGCAAUUAUUUAUUAAUUGGUAUGUGUGCCUAUCUGCAAUGAUUUUUCACGUGUGAGAGCUUUCUCCUACAGUUCAUUAUAUAAGAAAUUUCACAGUUUUAUUUUUAUUAAUGUUCACUUUGAAUUUAUAAUUUCAUCUUCUAUUUACUAUUGUAUUUACAAAGUGACCAGCUCCCAGUUGACUUGAUCAAGCCCAGCGGUAUAAGAGCUUUGUACAGGUCAUGAGUUCAAAUAUCAUUAGAGCCUGAUAUUUUUUUCCCUUUUUGUUCUGCAACUGCUUAAGAAACAUUACCACAGUGAUCUUUAAUUUGCUCAUAAGCACUCUGGGAGUUUGCUGGAUCAGGGUCAUCUAAGAUUUUGUGUGUACUGUUUAGAUGAAGGCUCUUUAAUUUUGAUGUAUGAUACUCUUUCAGCUUUGGUAUUUACCAUAUGCUUUGCAUUUUAUUUUGGUAUCUCAAAGAAAAUUUUGGUACUGUAACAGUGGGGUAUGCUGCGGUGCUCCAAGUUCACCUUUUUCAAGGUCGCCUUUAGGCAAUCUAAAACUAUCCUAAAAUAGUCACUUCAGUUGCCAAAAGAGGACUGACAAUAUAAUAUUUUCUGCAAUAGAGAGAAAAAGUUGUUACAUCACAUUGCCAUGGUAGCAAAGUUUUUGGAUCUCAACAACCAUGGUCCUACAAAUGUGGCAGCCAUGUUGAUCAGUGCACUCACGUAUUUCUUGGCUGAAGAGCCAGAAUUGAUUAAUUGGGGAGAGGACCACUACACUUUCGUUCUAAAUAUGUUGAGUUGUUUGAGUAGGGAGUUUAAGAUGUCACUAUUGCAACAGCAUCGAGAGCAUCAAAAAAGCAAUAGGUCAGGUUAAGAUUAGCAAAACAACAACUUUGCUUAUGUAGCACACUUUUCUGUACAUUUCUUUGCCAUCACUGAAAGACUAAGUGAAUUACCUAAAAAUUUUUCAUGUUUUAUCAACUAUGUGUACAACGACAUUUCUUGUUCUCUUUUUAAACGUGGAUAUUUUUCUUAAGAGGUCAACCUCAGGCAAGUUAACCAACAGGUACUUUAGACAAAGUGAGAGAUUUUAGAUAAUCACACUCAAGUUACAAAGAACUCAAAGAAAAAAAUGGUCAUUGCAGUAAGUGAAACUGAUGAUUUAUUUCUAAACGUUUGCAAAUACCUCAUGUUGUCUCACUUUUUUCUCUUUGAUGUAAUCAGCAAACAGCUUCUUUGCCACCUUUGUCAACCUCUUUGUGUUUUGUGAGUCCUUGUCUUCAACUAUUUCUUUGAUGUCUUGCUUGGUCAACGAAGCAAACCUGGAAGUCAUGUUUUGCUUCUUCACUGACGGCAAGCAGCACAAAGCGCGUGCACUUGACAUGAUUAACCUUAGAAAUCAUGCACCUCGGUCAUACAUGACAUGACUACUUGUGACCAUGAGUGUCCUUGACUAAAAAAUUUGCUGUUUGCUUUUGGCCAAUCAGAAAAGAGAUAGUGAGUUGAAUGUAUAAAAUAACAGUAAUAAAACACUGUAGUUUGGUAUAUGACUGCCCCACACAGCUCACCAAAUUGGCAACGUUUUCAGUUUUAAGUCUGAAUUUUUUUCUAAUGGAGUUUAUGGAGUGUUCUGUUAGCUGUUUUUUUUCUUCCAGAACUAAGUGCCUCAUUUUCGUAUUGUGAGAUGAUGAUAAUGUGAGUGUUUAGUGUGAGGUUGUUGUUAAAUUGAAAAAGACAACAAAAACCUGCAUUUCUUUAAAGCUGCUUGGUGAGUGUUGAUGUUAUAAAAAACUGAGGAUAUAUCUGUGAAUGUUGACUUUUGAUUUAGCAACUAUGAUUUCUGUACAAAAACUGAAGGCAAAAAGGUGAUUUUGUCAUUUUUCCAUGACGAUAAAAAUUGUAAUUUUUGUUCUUGUUUAAAUUCAAAAAUAAAUAUUUUGCAAAAAGCGCUGACUUUUUUGCAUGUAAUAAAUAUCCCAAUUUGAAGGACAUUCUACUCAAUGCUCACAACUGACAGUUCAGGCCAUUUUUAAGUGAUUGAGGAAGUUGCAAUAUUUUAAAGCAGUGUAAUCUUGUACGGCUUGUUUUGGCUGUCACAGCCGUCAGUGGGUUAAGACAUUUGUGCUGAAGGGUUUCCAGAAUGCUGUCAGUGAUAUUACAUGUAAUCUGUUUAAUAGUAUGACCUCCCCGUGGCCUAAUUGGAGUAGUUGUAGUACACUGUAUUACAGUGCAACUACUGUAACCUGGGCCAUUAAGACAAAGUUGACCAAUCGGAUUAGAGGAUAAUACCAAUACAUUCCAAGAAAGUUGGUUAUGGGCCAGUCAGCAGUACAUUAAAAAACAACAAGUUACUGGAAGAACAAUUUUAAAAUAUUGAUAGCAAACGUUUUUCAAAGAACAUACAAUAUUUCACCGAACAAUGUUUUUCUAUUGAAAACUUUUACACCCAGGAGACAUAUUUGUUUGACCCAAGCUGUUAUUUUGUCAUCUGCAACCAAUUUCUUUGCUACCAUUGCCCCGCUUUGCAAUAACAUAUUAACCUCAAGUCAAAAUUACAACUAACAUUUACAUUUUUUGUCUCUGUCACACGCUCUAAUGGACCUCCCAAGAAACACAGGCUUUUUUCAGCAGGGUCAAAAGGUCAUGUCUGUAGGUUGUGAUUGGUUGAUUUUGAUGAAUGCUGUUUAUUAUUGACAACUAACUGUCUCGGAAAAUAUUGUUAUUUUCCUGUAAUCUGAUUGGUCAACUUUGUCUAGGUGGCCCCGGUUGUAGUAGUCGCUCUGUAACAGGGUUUCACACAUAUUUUUGUUGUCUCUUGAUUACCUGUGUGUCUCUAGGAUGUGUUACUUGUAAAGCAGGGAGUUAAUUCUUCUUGUUGGCACUCAAUUCUCAUUUGCUUGUACCUUCAGAUUCACGUCAUUCCUGUACCAUCCAACCACAGUGGCGCCAACUCUUCUACAUUACAUAGUAGCUUGUGUGAUAAAUGCAGAGGAUACUAUAAUGAUCUGGAAAAAUCUUACAAGAAGAUAAAAGUGUCCGAUGCUCAAGAUUACAAAGUUUGUGGAGAUGUAUCUGCUUCGGUAAGUACAUUUAAUGCUCUGAAGAGGAUAGCCUGUGAGAGCAGAUGCCCUUUUAGACUUUUGUUUUACACGACCUACGCAAAAGCCAAAAAAGGUGUUUACUUCCUGAUUUUUGAUGCUCAAUUUUCUUUUCUAAUUAUUUGAAUGAUUACCGUAAUUACUCAAAUAAGCGCCGCUCCCAAUUAAGCCCCACCCUCGAAUAACAGCCGCAUUUGGAACAAAAAAGUUAAUAAGCACUGCCCCCAAAUGAGUGCUGUGGCCCUGAUAUAUAAUCAAAAUCAGAAGACUUUAAUUUUGGUCGUUUAAUAUGGAAAAUAACAAUACCGUAUACACAGUUAUUAUACAAAUUAUUCUUUGUUACGUCCAGCUUUCAAAUCAGUGUGGCCCUCAAAUAAUUUAAAUCCACUUGAGGCGUGAAAAAUUUAAUGAGCACUACGCCACUCACUCAAGUAAAUAUGGUAUGUUGUUGUCUCUUCUGACCCUUUUCAUAGUUGCUGUAAUGAAUAAUUAGCAAUUAUUGGACGAGUUAUGGAGGCUAAGGAGGGUGUUAUCCUUGAGCUCCAUUAAUACCCACCAUGAUCUCCAGAAUUCUACAAUCAGAUCAUACAAAAGUCAAAUUGUUCCAUCGAUUGUUUUAUUAUUCAUUCGAAAUAAUUCCGUGCUUGAAAACUAGCUAAAGCAUAGCCUGCGAGCAAGCUCUCUUAUUUGGGCAAGUGACGCGAGUCUCACGAGGCUCACUUCGCUUGCCCAAAUAGGAGAGCUUGCUCACAGGCUAGCUAAAGCAUGCCUACCUCGUCCAGUGUUAAGUUCCUGUCUUUAUUUGUCUAUUUCUCGGCAAUUUGAAUAUCUCCUCAUCCCUGUUUAAAAACAGGGAUAUUUACUUCAACAGAUAUUCUCCAAAUAGCAGAUGUUGUCCAUUGAGUUGUGUCCUUCCUGUUCUUGCCAUGUUUUAAGGCAGUAGUUUAGCUAUUUCUUCUUCACGAAACCUGUGAAAUGUUCCACCAUAUUGUACUACUCUACUAAAACAAAGCAACCUUGUUCUCAGGGCUUCUCAGUUGCCAUCGAUUUUUCUGGCAUUUAUGCUGACUAUUGACAUCAUUUUCCACAUAUCACAAACAUCUUACAGAUUUGGUCAACAAUAGCUGGUUGUAAAGAAUUAGGCAUGGGAUUUGAGCCAAUCAGAAAUGGACAAAGAUUUUUAAUAAAAUUUAAUAAUAAUUGGGAAUAUUACAAAUUAGGGUCAGAAGACAAAGGAAACUGCGAGGUAAAAGCUGACAAUUUAACUUUUUAACACUGGCUGGAUUUUCUCUGAUAAAGGGUUUAAAGUAUUCAAUGGAAUCGUUGGAAUAGUUCCUAUGCUAAACUAUACGGAUAUCCUUGGCUUCAGUGAAGUACAUACCUUUUUCAGUCUAGAACUACACGAAAGGGUAGAAAUUUUACAAGUUUGAGAAAGGGUCUUUCAAAGUUUUGAAAAGUUAUGCCCUUCAGAGGUUGCUCAAGUGAAAAUUGGGCAUACUCUUCCGUUAAUUAUAUAAUUUAGUUCAUGAGUGUAGAAAGAGAAUUGAAUUUUUUGUGGAGGAGACAGUCUGUGGUCAAAAGCAGUUACAAGUUAGAAUUAGGAGUUUGGACCGCGUAGGGAGCGUCACUUUUAAAAACAUCUGUAAUAGAUUUUUGCUUGGGCCAGCAAAUUAUGUGAUCUUCUAUUUGCUUUUAAAAAGAUUCUCCACUCCUCUUUGUUUUGUUGUUAUUCAGAUGAAUUAUACGCGGCAGCGCUGGAGCAAAAACUUCAACUGUGUCAAGAUACACACAGAUUUGGUGUCUGUUGUUGCCCUUACAGUGUUUUUCUGUUUUCUUCCUGUGAUUUUCUACACUUCUGUCAAACUGCAGUAUGAUUAUUCCCAUGAAAGAAAGCCAGGUUAGCUUAUUAUUCAGUAUUAAAGAAACAAUCUUUUGUGUGUUGUCCAUGGCCACUCUGUUCCAGGUCAGAUUGUUCUAUGACGUUGAGCAGUCGGGUCUUUUUUGAAUUUUUCGCAUUUAGUACCCAAGCAGCGAGUGACACCACAAUGAACUUAUAUGAAACUGGUGAUUAAUAAAUUGUUGUUUUUCUCUUUCUCAACGAAGCGAUUAUUUUUAUUUUAUGGAAGGAAAUGGCAUUAACCAUGACACCAACAAUAAUGUUCGCUAUUAUUUGUUAUUUGUUAUUAUUUAUAAUUAUACGUGUGAUCACCAUUUUAACUUGAACUCAACAAGUGUUUUUGCAAAUUCCAUUUCUAUGAUUCAGUAAAAUAUUCGCCUUUCUUUUCUCCAGGUGCCUCUUUCAGAGCUAGCCAGUCAUAGUUGACCAAGUGAGUUACAAAUCCCGGUAACAAGAGUCAAAUGCGGUAUUGGUCAGUAGUCACUGAGGAGAUGAUGCAUGUCAUUGUCUAAUUCACACUGGUGUGUGAUCGAAAAACAUUGGCCCAACAGUUUAUAUCAUAAAUGUUUAAAAACUAUCUAAUUCAGGAAGGCCUAACUUAUGUGAGGGUGAUUAGAUAACUGCAAAGAUCACGAGAUUUAUUUUGUAUUUCUAUUCACCACAGUUUAUAAAUUCUCGAUACGGAAAUGAUGGUAUAUCGCAUUCUGUAUUAUACAAUAGUCACUAAUGGCUGAACUUUUCGAACAGCUGAAAAAUCUCACUUCACUUUCAGCCAUUCAAGGCGGGUUUGUUCAAAGGUUUAUUUUUCUGUUCAACCUCAAGUAGCCCGUAAUUAACUGUUUUUGUUUAUCUAUUUUUUACUAUAAAUGAUUAAAAAACGAGCAGCUAAUUUGUGGUUGAGCAACUCAUUAUUUCGAUCACAAUUGAAAAGUCAUGUGUAUUACAGUAUCAUCUGUUCAAAUAUUGUCACUUAAAAUUUCGCAGAGUAGAAAACCUUUGAGUAUAAAAAAUGAAAGAAUAACCUAUUUAGUGGUGAAUGGUUUGCUUUGAAAAAGGCACGUGCCAGUCGCACGCGCGACAUGUCACGAUCAAUUGUUCUUAGAAUUAUUGCGAUCUAUUGUUCGCCCUGUGAACGGGCAAUCGUUAUCGUCUGUCGAAGCGUGCUACCCAUGUGUUGCUGAGGAGGUCCCGAGCGACACGAGC